Messenger RNA from Schistosoma curassoni, 984 nucleotides. NCBI's taxonomy places the organism in Eukaryota, Metazoa, Platyhelminthes, Trematoda, Strigeidida, Schistosomatidae. The record is from the annotation of a GenBank genome assembly.
AUGUCAUCAACAUUGGAUCAUUUGAAAAAGCAUACUAUUAUCGUAGCGGACACUGGAGAUUUUAAUUCUAUUAAAAAGUAUUUACCAAUUGAUUCAACAACAAAUCCAUCUCUAAUUUUAUCUGCAUGCAAAUUACCACAAUAUUCACACUUGUUAGAUUCUGCUAUUCAAUAUGCUAAGAAAGAAAAACAAACAUUAAAUGAACAAAUCGAAUUAGCAUUAGAAAGAAUAUUUGUAUUAUUCGGUUGUGAAAUAUUGAAAAUUGUACCAGGACGUGUAUCUACUGAAGUGGAUGCUCGUUAUUCAUUCAAUGUACAAAAACAAAUAGAAAUAGCAUGUCGUCUCAUUUCAAUGUAUGAAGAAUUAGGAUUUUCUAAAGAACGUAUACUUAUUAAAUUAAGUUCUACAUGGGAAGGUAUAAAAGCUGCAAAAAUAUUAGAAUCACAAUAUGGUAUUCAUUGUAAUUUAACAUUAAUGUUUUCAUUUUAUCAGGCUAUAGCUUGUGCUCAAGCUAAUGUUACAUUAAUUUCACCAUUUGUUGGACGUGUACUAGAUUGGUAUAUAACUAAAUAUGGUAAAAAAGAAUAUACUAGACAUAAUGAUCCUGGUGUUAAUUUGGUUACUCGUAUUUAUAAUUACUAUAAAUCUCAUGGUUAUAAAACACAGAUAAUGGGUGCUUCAUUUAGAAAUGUUGAACAAAUCCUUGGUUUAGUUGGAUGUGAUUUGUUAACAAUAUCACCUAGUCUUUUAGAAGAAUUAAGUAAAAUGUCAGAAGUGCCCAUUUUAUGCUUGACUGUUGAAAAAGCUCAAACAUCUUAUGAUCAUUCUUAUCAAUCAGAUGAAUUAUUAACAGAAGAAGAAUUUCGUUGGCAAAUGAAUGAAGAUGAAAUGGCUAAUGAUAAAUUAACUGAUGGUAUAAGACGUUUUACUAAUGAUGCAUUAAUAUUAAAAGAUUUAAUUAAAACACGUAUAGAACAACAAUAA